Molecule: messenger RNA, 4322 nt
Organism: Annulohypoxylon truncatum
Lineage: Eukaryota; Fungi; Ascomycota; Sordariomycetes; Xylariales; Hypoxylaceae
Exons: 2
Coding region: 277-3798 (1173 amino acids)
Molecular function (GO): protein binding
Source: RefSeq, a predicted model, not a curated record
AUACCAAAAAAAUACGAUCCCUCAAUUUUUAUUAUUCCACCCCCAAAAUUCAAUAUCAUCCAGCAAAAUCCCAUUCACACCAACCCAUUCCUUUGAUGAGAUUCUCUUCUUUCUCUUCCUCGUGUGUUUAUUGAGGUCUUUACACCCUACACCAUAACUACUUUUCUUAAUUAUUACAAUAGCGCGUUUGUUUGACGGCUGUGGUGCUGUCAAAUGAACCUGCAACGACCAAUUAUAUCUUUUCUCUAUUCACCCUCCCCUCCUGGCGUCAUCUAAAUGCCCACCAUCUAUUCGUCCUUGUACCAGAAUUUCAUCCGUCAAGGAUUUGCGAAAUCUUUCACUCACGGCUACGCUCAAUCCGUCGUAGCUGCAACCCAUCCCCAUGUUCUAAAUUCACAGAACCGUCCGUCGUUUGCGCGACGUAACAGUCAGCGCCUCGGACGUCUCUCUGGUCUUCAGCUCCAGAACGCUUUCCAUAGCUCGAAUCAGCACGAGCUGCGCCAUGACAAGCAUGGCGGCCAUGGAAACUUAGAUGCCUACUUUGAGGCCCUAAGAAAACAGCAGGAUACCGGCGAUGUCGAAAAAGAAUGGACACAAUUUCAAUUUCCCAAGCCCAUAGAAUGGAGGCCGAAUGCUUCAUCCGUCUUCGACGGCCCCGAGUCCAAGACACCGAACGCCGAUGUUGCCGAGGCUCUUGGAGCUGACCAGGAUGGAGGUGAAGACUUGCCUGUUGCCGUCGACGUAGAAGCAGCUUUGGCGCACAUUGAUGCCGCUAUCGAGAAGGAAAUUGAAGUUCGCGGGUUGCGGGAGGCCCUCGAGGAGAAUGUCGCGCAUUCCCCGCGAGCGCUAACACCGUCUAUUGCGAGUGGUAUCCAGUCUCGGGCUCUCACUCCUGUCAUUGAGAGGUCCGCGACUCCUGCCAGCAUUGCUCGCACCGCAACUCCGCCCGUCGAUCCCCAAUCCCAGAGCUAUGCGGAUCAUCUCUCCAAGCUCUCCGAGGACGGCCGAUACGCUGAGAUUCCGGCCGUCUUCGAGGCAAUGCUAGUCACUGAUAUCAAACCUAUUGCCGCAUCUUACAAUGCUCUUCUGGUCGCUGCUAUUCACAUCCCUAGUGAGAAGAAUGAGGUGGUGUCCAAGGCCUUGGAUGUCUACGCUGAUAUGAUGCGACGGAAGAUCGUACCAGACGGCGAUACCUAUAACAUCUUAGUCGGAUUAUUGGCUGCUCGAUGUCUGGAAGUGUCGUCCCUCAAGAAGGGUCUUGAGGACAAGCGUCUUCGUUUUGGUGGUAUGGAUGAGCCUGGGAAGUUCAUGUUCGCCUCGAAUGAGCUGGAACACGCCAUUCUGUCGGAGGACGAUAGGCUCGACUUUGCCAUCAAACUGUUCGAGACUUCUGUUUUAACAAACAAAGCGAACUACUCGUCAGAAACUUACCAUCAACUCAUCUCAGCAUGUGCUCAAGCUGGUCGCGUCUCUGACAUGCUCCACCUUUUUGAGCAUAUGGAGCUAAGUGGUGCCGUUCCUUUUGCAGCAACCUUCCCCUCUAUGAUCACCGCGUUUGCGAACACGGGUGAUUUGGCCAGCGCUGUUGAGUGUUAUAACGAAUACAAGGACCUUGCUGUCGCUCAUGACAAUGGUAACUACACAUUGAAUGAUCGAUUGGACUCGCAGGUUUAUGCUUCGGUAAUCAAUGCUUAUAUAAUCAACGACAAGUUAGAGGGUGCCAAAAAGUUCUACGAGAAGAUUGCGGGCUCAUACGGCGUACGUGCUGCCGAAAUCCGGGACGCUAUUAUCAGCGGAGGUUUUGUCAAGGGCUUCACUGCUAGGGGAAUUUAUCAUGAAGCGCUUCAAUGGGCCCAGAACAUCGAGAACAACGCACGUCUAAAUGCCUUGGCGGACAUCGCAACUGCUGCUGCUGAUUCCGGAGACCGACUUACUGCAGUGACUUCUUUUGCCCUCCUCCCCUCUGUUUUCCCGGGUAUUGCUGCUCCUGCGAUGGCUUUGUUGGCCCUCAGCGUUCGAGAAGGCGACGUUCCGGCUGCUUCUAGAUACUGGCACAUGCUAAGCAGCCCCGAAACAAGGGUUGACUCAACUUUCAUCGAGCCGACCGCCAUGUAUGCCGUUGCGUUGAUUGGUUCAGGUCAGGUUGCCGAGGGGUUAUCCGAGUCUGAAAUGAUGUUCCAGCGAAUUCGAGCGGUUGAGAAUGAGACAAAGCCACACCUUGCCGAUGAAAUCGAAGAGGGAAUUGAGUUUAUCUCUAGGUUCAUGGCCACUCGCGGCAUCGCUGAUCCUCGCGAGGUUGCUUCUCAAACCAGCUUUGGUCAGCAGACAUUUUCUGCAUCACCCUAUCCAUCAACGCCUACGGUCUCGAGCUAUGAGGACAACUUUGACCCUUACGCCCACAACACCGACUUCAAGGGCUCUUCUAUCAUCUCGGAUGAACUUGAGGGUGCCCAUGGACGCAAGGGACCCCGGCUCAAUGAGGCACUCUCACGUUUCCGCAACAUGCGACGCGCAGGACGACACCCAAGAUAUAUCACCUACGCUAAGAUGAUCUCUGCUGCGGCACGUGAGGGCAAAAUGGACCUGUGUCAUGACAUUCUGGCCAUGGCACGGACAGAUGUGCCUUUCCUUCCGCAAUACUCUGUCGUUCGUUACGGCUGGUCUUCCAUUCUCGAUGCUAUGGUCGGUUCCUGCUUGACACUCGGCGACCGAGUUUUGGCGGAACAGUACCAUCUCGAGCUUCUCCAAAUGGGCGCUGCUCCCUCGGCAAAUACCUUCGGUCUUUAUAUUACCACUCUCAAGGAAUCCACUAAGACCUUUGACGAAGCUUCCGAAGCUGUCAAGAUCUUCCACCGUGCCAAGGCUGAGGGUGUGGAGCCUUCGUCCUUCUUAUAUAAUGCUCUGAUUGGUAAACUUGGCAAGGCCCGCCGUAUCGAUGACUGCCUCUUCUACUUCGCCGAGAUGCGCGCCCUAGGUAUCAAGCCGACGAGUGUGACUUACGGAACGAUUGUCAAUGCUCUGUGUCGUGUUAGCGACGAGAAAUUCGCAGAGGAGCUUUUCGAUGAGAUGGAGUCUAUGCCCAACUACAAGGCCCGUCCAGCUCCGUACAACAGCAUGAUGCAGUUCUUCCUCACUACUAAGCGCGACAAGACUAAGGUUCUCGCAUACUACGACCGAAUGCAGGCCAAGGGAAUUGCGCCAACUGCUCAUACUUACAAGCUCCUUGUCGAUACUCACGCUACUCUCGAACCCGUCAAUAUGACUGCUGCUGAAGUUGUUCUGGACAUGAUCCGUGCCUCUGGCCAAAAACCUGAACCGGUACACUACGCUUCGUUGAUCCACGCUCGUGGCUGUGUUCUCCACGACAUGCAAGGCGCGAGGAAGAUCUUCGAUUCGGUUAUAAAUGACCCGACCAUUCGUCCCAACGCCUGCCUCUUCCAGGCGUUAUUCGAGGCUAUGGUUGCUAACCAUCAAGUUGCCGACACCGAAGCCGUCCUGUCUCUGAUGAAGCAAAAGCGUGUGGAACUUACCCCGUACAUUGCCAACACGCUCAUUCACGGCUGGGCUAGCGAGAAGAACAUCGAUAGGGCGUCCUCUAUUUACAGCAGUGUUGGUCGCGACAAGCGUGAGCCUAGCACAUAUGAGGCAAUGACUCGUGCCUACCUUGCUGUUGAAGACCGAGAGCAUGCUAAGUUAGUGGUGGGCGAGAUGCUCUCAAGAGGUUAUCCCAGUGCCGUUGUUAACAAGGUUCUGGAGCUCCUUGGUGGCGGAAGCAGCGAAGAAGCGGUUGUUGCUUAAAUGUCAACUGUGCGAUCGACGUUGCUGCGAGUUCCAUUUUCUUCUGUUGUUUCCUUUGUUCUUUGCUUUUGAUCGCGAUACCCCAUCAUCUUGUGCUACAAGAGGUUGAUAUGAUUCUUUUUUCGCCGGGGUAGUCGGUUGAAGCGAAGGGCAGCAUAACUGAUCUUGGGCCAGGCGUCUUUUGGUUUGCAUGUAAAACGGGUUACGGGCCGGGCACCAGGGGAAAAGGGCAUCGGCUGGCACGGAUUUAUAGAUCAAUCUCCACUCUGCAUAUACUGCGAAAGAACUUCCAUAUUAUUAUUAUCUACGGGCGGAGAGCUAUUGGGGGGGACUAACUACAGGACCCCAUGGGUUUGGGCGAUGGUCAGCCCACGAGAUAAAGAGAAAGGCGUUCGGGACGGUUAAUUGAUGGCGACGCACUCACGAUACAUUUGUAUGGUGCGUGAGAGCGCUUAUGGAUUAGCGCUGACGUAGCUUCGGGUGUCUCGUAUGAUAAAAUAAUUACAUGGAAGUUGUUCUAACUA